Molecule: messenger RNA, 1668 nt
Organism: Daldinia childiae
Lineage: Eukaryota; Fungi; Ascomycota; Sordariomycetes; Xylariales; Hypoxylaceae
Exons: 8
Coding region: 1-1668 (555 amino acids)
Biological process (GO): transmembrane transport
Cellular component (GO): membrane
Molecular function (GO): transmembrane transporter activity
Source: RefSeq, a predicted model, not a curated record
AUGUCUUAUCAACCGCUCUCUUCAGAUGACCCGGAAGAUCAUAAAUCCUACGGAUCAUUAGAUGCAACACCUAGCCAAAGCCCCACGGCUUUACUAGGCGAGACGAUUCGAAUUGAGGAUCCUGUGGUAGAAAUAGAAAACCCCUUUUUAGACACGGAAACUACAGAGUAUUGGCGACAAGUCUACGAGAAUUGCCAAUAUGAAUGCAGACACAUCUUCAAUCCAAAGCUGACCUGGUCGGCCAGAGAAGAAAGAGAAUUAAUUCGAAAGCUUGAUUGGAAAGUCUGCUUAUGGGCGUGCAUAAUGUUCUUCGGCUUACAAGUAGACCGCGGUAAUCUUUCACAAGCAGUCUCCGACAACAUGUUAGAUGACUUAGGUCUAGAUACUAAUGACUAUAACUAUGGGCAUUCUAUCUUCUUGGUAUCUUUCUUGCUCGCCGAACUUCCUUCGCAGCUCGUAUCAAAAGCCGUGGGCCCAGACCGCUGGAUUCCGAUGCAGAUGGUUCUAUGGUCAUUCGUCGCCAUUUCACAAUGCGGUCUAACUGGUCGUGGUUCCUUUUUACUAACAAGAAGUUUACUCGGAUUCCUUGAGGGAGGAUUCAUACCCGACCUGGUGUUAUGGCUAUCGUAUUUCUAUACAUCACGUGAACUGCCAAUAAGACUCAGUUACUUCUGGACAUCAUUAUCAAUCACGGGAAUUGUUACCUCUUUGCUAGCCUUUGGGUUGCUACAUCUCAGGGGCUUGCUAGGUUGGGAAGGUUGGCGAUGGCUGUUUUUACUUGAAGGAUGUAUAACUUUAUGUAUAGGAAUAGCGUCGUUCUUCAUGAUGCCCGCAUCCGCAGUACAGACCAAAACGUGGUUCCGUCCGAAGGGUUGGUUCACGGAUCGAGAAGAGGCGAUUGUCGUGAACCGAGUGCUUCGCGAUGACCCUUCGAAAGGGGACAUGCAUAAUCGACAGGCAUUAACGCCCAGGAGGUUAUGGGAAGCUUUAAAAGACUACGACUUAUGGCCCCUAUACGCCAUUGGUUUCUGCGCUUACGUACCGCAAUCGCCCCCGAAGACCUAUCUCACUCUUACACUUCGGUCGCUUGGAUUCAGCACGUUCAACACUAACCUCCUAACUAUCCCAGCGGACAUAAUGCAUAUUUUCAACCUCAUUUUAGUCACCAGGCUGUCUGAAUGGUUAAACGAACGAUCAUUGGUGGCUAUUUUUCAACCUCUUUGGACCCUGCCCUGCAUUUUUGCUUUAAGAUUCUGGGGAGGGCUGAUUGAAGAUAAAUGGGGUACAUACGCAAUUAUGAUGGUUCUUCUCUCCUAUCCAUAUUGCCAUGCAAUAUUGGUAGGUUGGUGUUCCAAGAAUUCUAAUAAUGUCGGCACGCGUACGGUUUCGGCAGCUUUAUAUAACAUGAGCGUCCAAGCCGGCAACGUAUACGCUUCUUAUAUUUACCGCGACGAUGACAAGCCUCGAUACCGUCGUGGGAAUUCGACUCUACUUAUGAUCAAUUUAGUUUCCAUUCUUGCUUUCUUGUUGACGAAGCUUUAUUAUGUCUGGCGAAACAAGCAAAAAGAGCGCGUAUGGAACGCUUUAAGUGAAGAACAGCAAGUUGAAUACAGGAAGACAACCAAGCUACAGGGUUCUAGAAGGCUUGAUUUUAGAUUCGCUCACUGA